UGGUGGAAGCGUCAGACGUCCUCCUCCUCUGUCCUCUUCGCUCCUCUCUUCCCUCCAUCCCGCGGACGAGUGUGUGCAGCCUCUCAAGUUGAACGCACGCACACGCACAGCAGCGGGAGGAUAGUCGGAGGACAGACACAGGGAGGAAGAAAGGAAGGAAGGAAGGAAAAGGGGGGAGCGGAGGGAGCUGCAGCCGGCCGAGCAGAAUUUGGAUUUUAUUUCAAUUUAUGAGCGCGAAGUGAGACGAGUUUUCUCGGGUUUAGUUGUUUCCAAACGCGCCUUUUCGAGUGGACUUUUCCCUCCGUCGGAGUUUUUCAUCAACUCUGCUGGUCGGCGUGAACUUUCGGGGGAAAAAAAGAAAAGCGUGACGAAGGGGAGACGCGUUGGAAAGUCCUCCGCUUUAGUUGCCCCGUUUGGAUAAAACAAAGCGGAGGAAACGGCUUGAUUCCUCGGCUCUUUCUUCGAGGGCAACCACAGCAGACUUUUUUUUUUUGGAGUGUCUGGAGGAUUCAAAAUAUAUUUAAAAAGAACAACCUGCACCGGAAUUACUAUCUGGGUUCUUUUUUCUUCUUAAGAACUGAUUCCAGGAGGAUUUCUUGUUCAUUUCCCAACAUCAUCUGCGCGGUGCCUUGCUUCGGUCACCAAUAGAAACCAUUGAUGGCACCGAGGCGGCCGUGAUCUGGGAGAACUGACUAAAAAGAUCCCCCUCUUGGUCCGACUUGUGAACAGUUGCGGAGGUUUCGGUUCUCUACCGGGAGGAGGGAUGCAGGCUGACCGGGGAAGGGGGAGCGCGCCGAUGGGAUGUCACAUCUGGAGGACGGUGCUGCUGAUUUUCCUGUGCAAAGUGUCUGGAAGCCCGUCGGGCGCAGCGGGACUCGGGCCGGGGGGAGGCGCGGACUCCUCCCAGUCCCGUUUCUCCUCCUCGGCCCCCACCUACCUGCCCGUCCAAUGCCAGCUGAGCGGCGCCCCCGAGUCCGCCUUCUUCCUGCGAGAAUCCAGCCAGGACGUCAUGCGCAACGGCAGCCUGUCGGCGCGCACCGAGCCCUUCUUCCUCCACCGGCCCGCCUCGCCGUCCCCGCCGGGCGUCAACUGCAGCUACGGCAACCUGAGCGUCGAGCAGCCAAUCCCGGCGGAGCUCCUCCAGGGCCCCUCCCCGCCGCACCUGCCGCCGACGACCAACCAGGUGACUCUCAACUGGAAGGUCAAGGGUCAGGUGGUGGUCCCCAAAGUUGGUUCGACACGGCCGUGGAUACAGGUGCUGUUCUACCUGGUCGGGCGGCGCUGGGAUGAGCCGGACCCGCCUCCUCCAGCCGCCCUGCCGUGCGUGCGGGCCGUGGCCAUCCGGGACGUCGGCGAGGCGGCGCCCUCGGCGGGCUGCCGUCUGGUGGGGCCGUCUGGCGUCUGCGUGGUCCGCCUGGAGAUCCCCCCGGCUUGGUUCACACCCACUCAAGGGAGGAAAAGACCCCCUGAAGCGACUCUGCCAUCACUGGAUGUGUAUUACUCCAUCGUGCCGGCGGAGGAGGCGGGCCAGGAGUGUCCCGCCGUGGUCGACGAGCCGUGGAGAGGGACCGGCGGCAACGUCGGGCCUCUCGGAGGCCCCGGAAUGGGCCUCGGGGGACUGUGGGGCCCCCUAGUGGAUGGGGGUCUUCAGGACAUGCUGAAAGCCGGUUCCGUGGUAAUGACCACGGGCCCGGUACCUGCCAAGGGGGAAAAGUUGAGACUUGAUGAAAACGUGGAGGUUCUGGUGCCUCCCAGCCCGGUUCGGCUCGGCAGGACGGUGGCGUUUGGCGUCUACAUGAAGACGCUCUCCAACACGCAACAGUUCACAUUGAGGGUGUGGUUCCAGUCGGGCAUCAACUUCCUGGCUGUGAAACCCAGCAACCUGGUCGCGUGGGAGAUCAAGCAGGAAAUGGCGCCGGGAUCGUUGGCGGUGAUGUGCCAGAGAAGGGCGUCCUCCACACCCGAGAGGCUGGAGAGUCCCUCGUACGAGGUGAUGCAGCUGGAAUUCGAGGUGGACAACGUGAUCAACCUGGUGCCGACCCAGACCCUGCACUGGAACGCCGAGUACCCGGCGGGCGCGCAGGCCCCGCCCAGGCCGACGGAGAAGGUCUCGCACCUCUACAUCAGCAACGCCGACAUCCAGGGAAUCGUGCCGCUGGCUGAGGACACGGAGGUGUUGAACACAGCCAUCCUUACCGGUCGGCGCGUCGCAGUGCCCAUCAAACUGGUUACCGUGGAAACCGACGGGCAGGUGAGGGAGGUGGACGACUCGGUCACCUGCACCUCGACGGACGUGGACGUGCUCAAGGUAGGCGUUGGCGUGUCAUGAAACCAGACUCCCAGACACGCACGGACCACCAGAUGUUACGUUUGAGACGAUUGAGACGAUUAAUAAUAGCAAAGUGAAAUAUAUCUUUAAUCGUGGUCUGCCAGGUAAAGUGAAAUAUGGAUAAAAAAAAAAAUCAAGAGUUUGAGAAAAACAAACUGUUUGAACUGCAGGGAGGAAAUCACAAUAAUUUGAGGAAGCAAACGUGGGGUUAUUUUUACACAGCAAGUAAUCAUCCUGAAUCAUCAUUAUACUUUAAAAUCUUUAAGGAUUUGUGUUUUUCUCUAAUUCACUUUGUGCAGCGGAGCAUAAUGGGACACUUAUCACAGCACGCUGGCUUUUUCAAUCUCGCGUUCUGUUUACCGAAAGUUGCACGGGGGCAACUUUUCAUUUAAUAGACCAUAAAAAGGCAACCUGGAGGGAACUAAAGUUCUUCACAACAAGUUCAGUGGGUUUUCCAAAGUAAAGCAGCAUAACGAGCCGGGUCGGGACAUACGGCACGUGGGUUUCCACCCCCAG
This is a messenger RNA of Pungitius pungitius (ninespine stickleback), 2845 nucleotides long. RefSeq names its product transmembrane protein 132B. Lineage: Eukaryota; Metazoa; Chordata; Actinopteri; Perciformes; Gasterosteidae. The record is from RefSeq and is a predicted model, not a curated record. Bases 764 to 2329 code for a protein of 521 amino acids. The transcript has 6 exons.